GUGAAUGCGUAGAUUGUGUUACUGAUUCACGUUGCGAGAUAUAAGUGGGGUUCUACCUGCCACUGCCCAGGAGGAUGCAAAUAUGUUCGACCGCGUCCGCGAAAAUCUGCCGCUGUUACGGAACUUCACCUUCAAACAUUCCGCCUGGGGAGUUUAUUUUGAAGACUUUCUAGGAAAACCUAACAAGGAUGCGCUGUCUGGAAGGUAUUACACCUUUGACGAAGGAUACUGGGGGGCAAUAUGGUACAAGCCCGUCAACGAGCGUCAGUCAUCGUUCCGGUUCGGAACUAGCUAUUUUACGGACGACGACAUGCCAGGAAGCCCAGUGGGUUUGUACACGCGUACUGAGCCAGCUGAUCGCCAGGCAUUGGAGAGGCUAGUCGAAGAGACACGGAAGCGACGUGAGGGGAGAUAGUACGCUCUUGGGGGAAGGAGGAUCAAUCAUAAGCAAUGCUGAACAAGUUAGAGGAAUUGUGAUUCAUUUCCAUGCAAGGAGUAGACUCUGGUAUCUAUGAUAAAACAACGAUCAUCUCUCUUAACUGCUCUCAUCUUUCCAACAAACGGACCAAGAAACAGGGACCAAAAUUUAAGGAUGUACAAGUGAAACCAAACGAGGAAAAGCCUCCAACCAGGGUGGCCCUAGUUCCCAAUUAUUGAGAUCAC
Messenger RNA from Fusarium redolens, 663 nucleotides. RefSeq lists its product as uncharacterized. The record is from RefSeq and is a predicted model, not a curated record. The transcript has a single exon. The coding region runs from base 83 to 415 and encodes 110 amino acids. Lineage: Eukaryota; Fungi; Ascomycota; Sordariomycetes; Hypocreales; Nectriaceae.